GCCCAAAGCGUCGUUGCCGUCAUCACCCGACGACCACCGCCACUCUCUAAACCCGACCCGAUUCCUCUCCAUGGCCCGCAACAAAUCCUCCCUCAUCAAACAAACCCUCGCCGCCAUCGUCUUCGUCAUCGUCCUCUACGCCUUCCUCAACACCUUCCUCUCCCCCGCCGCCGUCUCCCCCGCCCUCCCCUCCUUCUCCACCAUCUCCGACGCCGUCGUCCCCGACCUCAUCGCCCUCCCCUCCUCCGCCGUCGCUCCCGCCGCCGUCAAGGUCUACCUCCACGACCUCCCAACGCGCUUCACCUACGGCAUCAUCGAGCAGCACUCGCUCGCCCGCGGCGGCCGCCCCGCCGACGACGUGUCGUCGCUCAAGUACCCCGGCCACCAGCACAUGGGGGAGUGGUACCUAUUCAAGGACCUCCUCAAACCCGAGUCCGACCGGGUCGGGUCGCCGGUGGCUAGGGUUUUGGAUCCGGAUGAGGCGGACCUGUUCUACGUGCCGUUCUUCUCCUCGUUAAGCUUGAUCGUCAACACGAACCGCCAGGCCGCCGGAUCGGGGGAGCGGCCGGGGUACAGCGACGAGGAGAAUCAGGAGGCGCUGGUGGAGUGGCUGGAGGCGCAGGAGUACUGGAAGAGGAACAAUGGACGCGAUCAUGUGAUCAUGGCCUCUGAUCCAAAUGCUCUGUAUAAAAUUCUUGAUCUUGUCAAAAAUGCAGUCCUGCUUGUUUGUGAUUUCGGCCGGCUGAAACCGGACCAAGGCUCGCUGGUGAAGGAUGUAAUUGUGCCGUAUUCGCACCGCAUUAAUACUUAUACAGGAGAUAUCAGUGUCGAAAAUCGCAACACCUUGUUGUUCUUCAUGGGGAAUCGGUUCCGUAAAGAGGGAGGAAAGAUCCGAAAUUUGCUGUUCCAGUUGCUUGAGAAUGAGGAGGAUGUGAUAGUGAAACACGGGACUCAGUCCAGGGAGAGUCGACGGGCUGCUACACAUGGGAUGCAUACGUCGAAGUUCUGUUUGAAUCCUGCUGGUGAUACUCCAUCAGCUUGCCGGCUUUUUGACUCUAUAGUUAGCUUGUGUGUUCCUGUGAUAAUCAGUGAUAGCAUUGAGCUGCCGUUUGAAGAUGUUGUAGACUACAGGAAGAUAGCUAUAUUUGUUGAAUCCAAUACGGCUUUGAGGCCGGGAUUCCUGGUCUCGAUGCUAAGGGAAAUCACCAGUGAGAGAAUCCUUGAGUAUCAGAAAGAGCUGAACGAGGUGAAGCAUUAUUUUCAAUAUGGAGUACCAAAUGGAUCAGUGAAUGAAAUAUGGCGCCAGGUAGCACAGAAGCUUCCUUUUAUCAAGUUGUCGAUCAACCGUGACAAACGCCUUGUCAAGAGGGAUUUGAAGGUGCCAGACUGCUCUUGUGUCUGCUCGAACCAGACUGGGAUUAUAACCAGCUUAUGAUGCCAUUUUUGCCGUUAACAUUCUUUUUAAUCAGAGAUUCAGAGUGCUCUGUCUAUUCUUAGGAGCGUCAUAUAUAGAUCCGAAAGCCAUGGAUCGAGUAUUUGCAUUGGAGGACUCUGUUCUCCAUCUGGGAAGCUAAUCUGUUAUAAGCUGCAGAAACAGAUCUAUGCUCACUAAGAAGUUAUCAGUUCUUCCACAGAUGGGUUUUCUAAUCGGCCAAAGGGGUAAUCGAAUAUGCAGACAGGGCUAUACUGUAGAUACUGUUGUUUUACUUACCUGGUCAUGAGGAAGCUUAGCAGUUGGAAUAUUAAAUUACUACAUGUAACUCAUUUGUAUAUUGGUUAGAGAAUAAACAUCAGAUAUAUGAUUUUUUUUGUCUCCACUGUCGUAAAUGAUUGAAUUCCCUCAACAUGGUUAUCCUGUUGGUUAGUCUCUACCACUGUCGUGAUAUACACUUCUGAUUUGAUUGGUAAAAAGAAU
Molecule: messenger RNA, 1915 nt
Organism: Fragaria vesca subsp. vesca
Lineage: Eukaryota; Viridiplantae; Streptophyta; Magnoliopsida; Rosales; Rosaceae
Product: probable beta-1,4-xylosyltransferase IRX10L-like
Exons: 3
Coding region: 71-1435 (454 amino acids)
Molecular function (GO): glycosyltransferase activity
Source: RefSeq, a predicted model, not a curated record